GCACGUCAGAACAUGUUUCAGAAGCAUUUGCAGACUACAAAUUAGUUUGAGAAUGAAAGCUACUCAGAUGGUCUCUACAUAAUCAGAAAAUAAUUGUACUAGUAAUAACUAUGCGAGCUGCAUUGAGGCAUAAUAUGUUGCAGUAACCUGGGUCAAAUCAGAAUGAGCUGAAUGAAACUGAAUUUUUGUAGUCGACAAUUCUGUCAAGUCACCAUGCAUAUGGGCAGGGUCAACAGAAUCAUGUUUGAUUAAUUUCACCAGGCCUGAGUUGACUGUAUGCAAGUAAUUAGUUGAAGUCUGAAAGCUGCAGUGAGUGUGUAGUAUAUUGAAAGAGUGAAUUAGCAGGCACUAGCACUCAGUAGUAGUAGUUACUUUGUGCUAAAUGGACGACUUUGAAGCUGAAGAGGAUGAGGAGUUUUGGGCAGCCACUUUGGAACAGCUGGUGGAUGGAGCAAAUGUUCCUUGUGAGCAGAUUGAAAUCAGAACUGAUGAUGAUGCUGCUGGUUCUCAUAUGCAGAAAUCAACAAUAACAUGCUCCACACUGUCGACACAAACGGAUGGCCCGCAAGCGACGAAAAGCACAGCUAGUACGGGUGUUGGCGUGGGUAGCUGCACCAGUGGCAGUAGUGGCAGUGGUGGCAGUAGUACGUUGCAGCAUAGUGGGACAACUGCCAAUCAAGAGGAAGCCGCUGCAGGCACCGAAGGCGAUGACUCAUCACGCUGGCGCACGGCCCUGAACACGCAUAAAGCAGGAAUGCAAGGUCUGGACAAGGAGCACGUUAAUCAGAUCAUUUACGAGGCGUCGAAGAAUUCACUUUAUUACCAGAAUGAAAUGAAGAAGGAGAAGGUUGUGGAGGAGCGUGUCGCAAGGCAGCAGCAGGAGCUGGCAGCCGUAACAGUGUCAGAUCGUAAGCUAGCCACCCAGCAGGCUGACGCGUACACAGCUCAUGUGGAGGCUAGCCGUGACCUCACGCGACACGUGGUGCACAUUGACAUGGAUGCAUUCUAUGCUGCUGUGGAGAUUCUGGAUCAGCCAGAGCUGGCCGACAAGCCAAUGGCUGUGGGUGGCAUGGGCAUGCUUUCGACCUCCAAUUACGUGGCUCGCAAGUACGGUGUGCGCGCAGGCAUGCCGGGGUUCAUUGGCAAGAAGCUGUGUCCAGAUCUGGUGCUCGUCAAGUCACACUUUGAUCGCUACCGGACUGCAAGUCAGGAGGUGCGAGCUAUUCUGGCAAUGUAUGAUCCUGACUUUGAAGCAGUCGGUUUGGACGAGUCCUUCUUGGACGUGACAGAGUUUGUCGAGCAGCGGCAAAGAGAAGGUAAAAUCCACUCGUACCCGAUAGAGCGUCCGGAGCCCGACAAAUGCUCAGGCGUGAAGCAGUAUAUCAUGGACGGUGAUGCCUUUGCCGGUGGUCACGAUCAACUCGUGUCUAGCGGAGCAUCUUGUAGUCAAGGUGAUCCUGCCGUGCACCAGCCUAGUGACAUAGCAACAACAAGCUCCGUGACAACAGCAAGCUCCAUGGCAACAACAAGCUCCAUGGCAACAACAAGCUCCGUGACAACAGCAAGCUCCAUGGCAACAACAGGCUGCAUGGCAACAGCAAGCUCCACCAGUGCCACUGCUACCUACUGUAGCCGGUCGCCUGAAGUAGAUCAAUGCUCUGCUGAUCCCGGUAAUGUAGCAUGUGAUUUACCUGCUGGUGCUGGUGGUGGUGGUGCUGCUGCUUCUGCUAGUGAGAAUGCAACGGAAACACAUGGUGCCUCGUCCGUGGAGGCUUGCGUCGGCGGAAAUAGCCGCUGCCAACCCGUUGCCGGAGCGCAGCGGAAGCGAUCGUUCGGCAAUAGCCUCGCCGAUGUGCUGCAAGAGAUCAUAUUUCGUGUUCACCAGCACACGGGACUGACGGCCAGCGCCGGCGUUGCUGCCAAUCGGCGUUUGGCCAAGAUAGGGUCUGACCGGAACAAGCCCAACGGCGUGUACAUACUCCCGAAUGACCGCGACGCCAUCUUAUCCUUCAUGAGAGAACUUCCCAUUCGCAAGGUGAACGGCAUUGGCAAGGUGUCGGAGCGGCUCCUGAAGGCGCUCGGCGUGAACACGUGCGGCGAGCUGUACGAGAAGCGUGACCUGCUGUGGUUGCUGCAUUCGCCCGGCACAGCGCAGUACUACAUACACAUUUCCCUGGGACUGGGCAGCAGCAGUGUGUCGUCGGCCGACGACUACCAGAGCAAGAGUGUCAGUGUGGAGCGCACCUUCCGCGAACUCAGCAAGCCACAAGAUCUGCUUGCCAAGUGCCGAGAGCUGUGCGAGAAUCUUGCCGAGGAUGUUGAGAAGGAGAAGAUGGAAGGCAAGACUGUGACUCUCAAGUUGAAAGAAGUGACGUUUCAGGUGCGCAGCCGAGCCGUAUCCUUUCCUUUGCCAGUGUCGUCGGUCGAGGCACUCUUCUCUGCAGCGUCGUCGAGCUUACGCUCUGAGAUCGCCGCCACUAAAGGACCACUUCGCCUGCGCUUGAUGGGUGUUCGCCUCUCCGGUCUGCAGCGUGUCGAGAAGAAGCAGCAGAUGAGCUUGACAAGCUUUGUUCGGCGCCCAGCAGCUACGUCUAACAAAGGUCCGUCUCAACCCGUGAGUACCGAUGCUAUACUCUUGUCGGAUGCAACUGAUGCCCCACUUGACGAUGGUAUGGACGACAGUGUCAGGCAGCAGCCGAAGCCAGAGCAGCGGCCAGAGCCAGAGCCAUCCUCACUAGAUUCUGGCAUUGGCUUGUUGGAUUCAGCAGCGAUGUCUCCCCUUUCGGCGAUGGUUGAUGAGACAGAGUUUAGCUUGGAGUCUGAUGUUCCCUCUGAAUGGGCGCCGGGGAUGGAGCCUAUGUCUGAGGCCAGAGAUGUCACUAAUUCAGCGGCAACUGCGGAAGCUGGAGCGAAACCUGCGUCCAAUGUGCAAUGCCCAGUUUGCCAGAAGUUCGUCCAUGCCCUCAGCAAUGAUCAGCUGAACGAGCACAUUGACUCCUGCCUGAACCGCUCCACUAUACAGAGCAUGGUUGCCGAGCAGUCACAGACUUCCAAGGGAGCUGUUCGGUCAUCAACACUUUCAUCCUCUGGGCCCAUGAAAGCAGCCAGUAGACCUCAAAAGCGACGGGCCCCGGGCACAUCUCAGUCUGCUAAGCGGAAAGCCACCAGUCCUGCGACUCCCACCCUGCACUCCCUAUGGUCUGCACGUUCUAAACCAACUUGAUAACUGGUACGCAGAUGAUGAUUUCACACAGCUAAUUACAACACUUUUUAUUGUAGGAAUAGCCUAGAAUUUAUUCUCCUUUUUAGAAUGGUGCCUGACCACCUACGGCUUAUUGUUCUAGUUGGGUUCUUCCACCGUUCUAUCUGCACAUCUAUGAUGUGUACGUUGUAGAUCAGACUUGAACUACUGUUACACUUGAGAAAAUUCCCCCUCUGUCUGUCUGUCUGUCUCUCCCUCCCACUCUCAAUUACUAUUCCCAGCUGGCUGGCCAGUGCAGUAGUGAGCUGACUUAGAAAUCGUCCACCAUCAUAGUUCUCGAAUCUAUUCUAGCAGAUGGCAGACAGGAGUUCUCGCCGUGCAUGCAUGCCACCAAUGGUUCAUCAGCACUACAAUCCCCCUCCCCCAGAGCGUACAACUCCGCCAUCAGUGCUGUCCCGACGCAGUCGCCUGUGAACGGCAUUUUUCAGAUGCCCUCGUACGCUGGCAGUGGGCACUGCUCAA
Molecule: messenger RNA, 3724 nt
Organism: Sycon ciliatum
Lineage: Eukaryota; Metazoa; Porifera; Calcarea; Leucosolenida; Sycettidae
Product: DNA polymerase kappa-like
Exons: 9
Coding region: 383-3223 (946 amino acids)
Biological process (GO): error-prone translesion synthesis
Cellular component (GO): nucleus
Molecular function (GO): damaged DNA binding; DNA-directed DNA polymerase activity
Source: RefSeq, a predicted model, not a curated record